UUGCCGAAUGCAUUUUUCUGGAUGAUGCUCUUGUUUCUUUCUUUGACAACCGAUUUUACAUUGACGUUUACUUAAUACCAAAGUGCCAGAUUUGGGCUCUUGGGAUUUCAUCUUGACGUUGUCUCAGCCUUGAUUGCUCUCUUCAUCUGUUUUACUCGUCUUCAACCCUGUUGAUGGCUAUGCUCACAGUCAUGCCUGGCCACCCGACUACCGAUCACCCCUUGGCCUUCUCCACCUCACCAUCGUUCGACAUGCUAGACCUGCACCCACAUCUCAAAAACCGACGACGACGAUGCUCUUCCGAGCCCGUCAAAUCUCAUGCACAAACUUUAGUAUCUCCACCUAAAACACCAGCCCUUCCGUCCAAGCGUUAUCACCAGGUCAAACCUGGGGACACACUGGAAGGUAUAUGCGUGCUGUACGGGGUCAGCGUCUCGGAUAUGAAGAGGAUCAAUAGAAUUUGGAACCCCGGGGAAUUGUUUCUGAGAAAUGUAUUGGAAAUUCCCCUGUCGGGAGCACCGGUGGGCUCGGUUGCGGCUCUGCCAGCACAUCCACCGCAAGAUCAACAACAGACAACCAUAACACCAGAAGCAGAACCAAAGACGAUUACCCACCUCCUGACCCGAAUCGACCAGGACGUCCAGCAUGUUCUCACAUACCUUCCCAAACCUUCGCCUCCGACGCCCAAAAGACUGUACCCACCUCCACAGCAUUAUAGUCUGAAAUCUAAAACUCCGACCGCCUCACCUCGGGCAUCACCAAAACAGGUGCGUGUCAAGGUGCGGUCGAAUGUACCAGCGGCGGCUGUAAGCGAUGUGGAGACGAAGAAGAAGGACAAGGAAUCCGAAAAGGAACGGGACUCUGUUGAAGAGGUCAGAGAAAUGCAUCAGUGGGUUGAUAUGGUUGCGCUGGGAGCCUCGGCGGAAAACGCUGAGGCAUUGUAGUUUACGAUACCACCUGCAUGUUAAAGUAGGUUUUUUGGUAAACAGAUAGCAAUGUAGGCCUGUUGCAGUUGAUAAAGAUGUGGACAGUGAUGAUGAAUAGAGUAAUGACGGCUGUGGCUACCUAGCUAUGAGACAAGUGCUUUGGCACUAUAGUUUGCUAGCGUGGGUUUCCUGUUGCACCGCCGAGCCUGUAUGCCAAACAGUAAGCACUGAUAGAGCAAUCUCCACAAGAAGCAGAGUAAAUAAAUGAAACAUUACACAAUGUCUGACUUGGGUGGAGACGAUUCAU
This is a messenger RNA of Spizellomyces punctatus DAOM BR117, 1233 nucleotides long. RefSeq lists its product as uncharacterized. NCBI's taxonomy places the organism in Eukaryota, Fungi, Chytridiomycota, Chytridiomycetes, Spizellomycetales, Spizellomycetaceae. The coding region runs from base 174 to 944 and encodes 256 amino acids. The transcript has a single exon. The record is from RefSeq and is a predicted model, not a curated record.